Penicillium egyptiacum is the source of this 132-nucleotide messenger RNA. Lineage: Eukaryota; Fungi; Ascomycota; Eurotiomycetes; Eurotiales; Aspergillaceae. The record is from the annotation of a GenBank genome assembly.
UUCGACGCCCUCUGCACCGCCCACCGAGUCUACCACGCCGUCGACCAAGCCGAUACGGUCGCAGUUCUGGCCCUGGGCGCUGCUCCGAGACACUGGGAGCCUGACCGUUGAGACGAAACGCCGGUGUGCCCU